Oncorhynchus keta (chum salmon) is the source of this 1693-nucleotide messenger RNA. RefSeq names its product U11/U12 small nuclear ribonucleoprotein 48 kDa protein-like. The record is from RefSeq and is a predicted model, not a curated record. The transcript is spliced from 8 exons. Bases 462 to 1376 code for a protein of 304 amino acids. NCBI's taxonomy places the organism in Eukaryota, Metazoa, Chordata, Actinopteri, Salmoniformes, Salmonidae. Gene Ontology annotation, cellular component: cytosol; nucleoplasm; U12-type spliceosomal complex.
GUAUGCUGCAAUUAAGCUUUGAGCGGCAAAUGUGUACAAUUCAAAACUAACCCUUAAAUGUAUUUUUAUUCUUCAAUUACCACCAAUGCACCUCAGUCCUGCUUACGUCAUCUACAUGCGCCACACAGGCUACGUUUUUAAAAUGCGACAGUGGUGUUGAACAACGUUCGAAAAUCUGCAUAUCAAAUAUGGGUUGGACAUUAACUAGUCAAAUGUAAGGUAUCCCUUUUUAAUGUAAACACAAUGUAGAUUUUACCUGACUACGACAUGUGCGACUCACCAGAACAUCACCAGGCUCGUCUGCGAAAUUUGGAAGAGUUGACGGAGUUCACCGAGAACUGCCAGAGACAACUGAAUGAGCUGUUCGAGACUGGACCAGGAUAACGGGCCAGUUCAGGUAGGUCAGGAAGCUAGUUAGCUAUAUGAGAUUAUAACUUGUAAAUGACCUUCCACAGGAGCCGAUGGAGAUGUGCCCCUAUGACCCGAACCACAGAGUGCCAAGCAGGAGCAUGGGGAGACACAAAGCCACCUGCCAACUCAGCCAGAUUGGAUACUCCCAUGAGGAACAGGCUGAGAUGUGUGACCCCUCUCUGUGUUAUGAGAAUGCCAGCAUUACCAGCUUCACAAUGGACAAACACACACAGCAACAAGUGAUUCUUCAAGCAAGAGCAAGUGCACCGCCAAUUAGGACAGAGGGACUGUACAGCCAAAGUGAAUACUCCACAGACCCUACAGAAGUUCCUCAGAACCAGAAGCGAGCUAUCUGUGACCUUACUGUGGCAGACCGAUUGGCUCUUUUUGAUCACGUGACAAGGGAGAGCAUCAAACAGAAGGAUCAAGCUGUUGCAACCAACAACGAGGACCUUUAUGUUGAUUUGGUGGCCAAGCUCAAAAAGGGUAACGAUCAGAACGAGCACAAGUCUCACCUGGAGCUGAUGGCUGAGAUGAGGGACUACAAGAGACGGCGGCAGUCUUACAAAGCCAAGAACGUCCAUAACACCAAGAAGUCCUACACUGAGGUGAUUCGGGAUGUGAUUAAUGUCCACUCUGUUGAACUGUCCAGUCAGUGGAAAGAGGAGGAGCGGAAGGAAGAGGUUAGAGUGUCCAAACACGGCCUUCACAGGAGAAGUUCUGAGGAAAGGCGGUCUGCCUCCAUAGAGUCCCGCCAAUCUCACGUCAGCUCCAGGGAUGGAAACGUCUCCCAGCACAAACACCACGGCAUCGAAGAGCGCAGAAAAUAUCCCAGUCCAGAGCAGGGCCAGGGGCGCAGCCGAGAGAAGGAGCGCAAGAAGAAGAGAAAGAGGGAUUCUUGCUCACCAGAUGAGAGACCUCAUGAUCGAAAGAAGAAAAAGAAGAAGAAAAAGGAAGAGAAGUGAUUUUCAAGUUUAGUACUUUGGCUUGGAAAACCAGAGAUUAGGUCAAGGAGCCAACCAAAGCUACGAUCAAAUGUUCAUAAUAGCGUACCACUUAGAAUGUACGCCUUCAUACUAAGUGCCCAAUUCAUGGUUUCAUACUAAGUGGUAUGCGUGUGUAGAAAUUGUAGUUUGACUCACAGACAAAUCUUUCUUUGAUGUAAUCUAAUGAUGAUAUUUUAAAGCAACAGUGCAGCUUUAAACAACUGUCUUAAACUAGAGAGGUUAUUAAAAGCCUGUUGUAUUAGAUUACAGAAUGUAAAUAAACUGUUCGAACACGA